This is a messenger RNA of Dryobates pubescens (Downy woodpecker), 1318 nucleotides long. RefSeq names its product D-amino acid oxidase (gene DAO). NCBI's taxonomy places the organism in Eukaryota, Metazoa, Chordata, Aves, Piciformes, Picidae. Gene Ontology annotation, molecular function: D-amino-acid oxidase activity; FAD binding. The transcript is spliced from 10 exons. Bases 4 to 1044 code for a protein of 346 amino acids. The record is from RefSeq and is a predicted model, not a curated record.
GCCAUGCGCGUGGCGGUGAUCGGCGCCGGGGUGAUCGGGCUCUCCACCGCCCUGUGCAUCCACCAGCGCUGCCACAGCCUGCUGCCCUCCCUGCAGCUGGAGGUCUAUGCAGAUUGCUACACACCCAACACCACCAGCGAUGGGGCAGCUGGCCUCUGGCAGCCCUACCUGAGUGACCAGGGCAACCUGCAGGAGACGCUGUGGAACAAGGAGACCUUUGACCACCUCCUGGGGCACCUGGGCUCCCCAGCAGCGAAGGACAUGGGACUGUUCCUCAUUUCUGGCUACAACCUGUUCACACAGCCAGUGCCGGACCCAUCUUGGAAGAACAUUGUCCUGGGAUUCAGGAACUUGACACCAAAAGAGCUUGAGCUCUUCCCUGGUUACAGCUAUGGAUGGUUCAACACAGCCCUGAUGCUGGAGGGCAGGAGCUAUCUGCCAUGGCUCACCAACAAGUUAAUGCAGGGAGGGGUGAAGUUUUUCCACAAGAAGGUUGAGUCCUUCCAGGAGAUGUUUGCCCAGGGGGUGGAUGUUGUGAUAAACUGCACUGGGAUGCGUGCUGGGCAGCUGCAGCCUGACCCAGAGCUCCAGCCUGGCCGUGGACAGAUCAUAAAGGUCCUGGCCCCGUGGGUGAAGCAUUUCAUCAUCACUCACAGCACACAGAGUGGCAUCUACAACUCCCCAUACAUCAUUCCAGGGAGUGAGUUCACAGUCUUGGGAGGGAUCAAUCAGCGUGGCAACUGGAGUGAAGAGAACACUGCCCAGGAUCACAAAACCAUCUGGGAGAGCUGCUGCAGGCUGCUGCCUGCUCUCCAGGGAGCAAAGGUGGUGCAGGAGUGGAGUGGCUUGAGGCCAACACGGCCCCGGGUUCGCCUGGAGCGGGAGACCAUCAGCCACGGGCAUCUCCAGGCAGAGGUGAUACACAACUAUGGGCAUGGAGGGUUUGGGAUCACCAUCCACUGGGGCUGUGCCAUGGCAGCAGCCAGGCUCUUUGAGAGCAUCCUGCAAGAGAAGCUGGCCAGGCCACACCAGUCCCACCUGUGAGCUGCCUGCUCAGCUGGCACCAUUGGGACAGCAGCAGCUUAGAGACCCCAGCAGAAGGAUGGGCAGAGCACAGUGCCACACCUGGGCCCUCCAACCCUCCCACCAGCUCCUGCACCGCCUCACAGACCUGCUGCAGUGGCUCCACAGGAGGAUCAGAGGGCUGCAGCACCUCUGCUGGGUGCACAGGUUGGGAGAGUUGGGGUUAGUCAGCCUUGUGGAGGCUCCAGGGAGACCUCAGAGCAGCAUUUCAGGGGGUACAGGAUGGCUGGGGAGG